Molecule: messenger RNA, 253 nt
Organism: Paramecium octaurelia
Lineage: Eukaryota; Ciliophora; Oligohymenophorea; Peniculida; Parameciidae
Source: the annotation of a GenBank genome assembly
AUGGUUUUGGCAAAAGUAGCAUUAGGAACAGCAGGAGCAGUUACACUUGGAUACUUAUUUGUUCCACCUUUUAAUAGAAAGCUAGAAAGAAAUGUUCUUAGACCAAUUAGGAAUUAUAGAAGACAUUUAUAAUAAGAAGAUUCAUUCAAGACAGAAGUAAAUUGCACUUAAAAUUUGUUAGGAAGAAUUUUAUCAAUUCUUAGGCAGUGUUGCUUUGGGCACUUUGAGAAUGUUUACAAUCGAAAGCGAUUGA